Molecule: messenger RNA, 2968 nt
Organism: Microtus oregoni (creeping vole)
Lineage: Eukaryota; Metazoa; Chordata; Mammalia; Rodentia; Cricetidae
Gene: Cdc42se2
Product: CDC42 small effector 2
Exons: 6
Coding region: 561-815 (84 amino acids)
Biological process (GO): regulation of Rho protein signal transduction
Cellular component (GO): plasma membrane
Molecular function (GO): small GTPase binding
Source: RefSeq, a predicted model, not a curated record
UGUGGCUCCGCCUCUGCGCGCGCGAGCCUGGGCGGGAGGGCGGAGCCCGAAGCGGGGAGUGCAGCUGCGGUGUGUGGAGACCCUAGGAGCGGCGGAGCCGGGCGCUCGGAGCCGCGCGGCCGGAGCUGGCGACCGAGACAAAGGCGACGAUAGGGCCAGUUUUGAGUGAAACGGGAAAACUAAAUGAGAAGAAAUCUUCCAGGAGCAACUUCUGCUGCUACUGCAUCUGCAGUCACCUGUGUGUGUCGUGUGGAACCGUCUUCACUCAGAGAUAGCUGAAUAAGUGGCCGCAUUGUGAGUGACCCACCGCAGGCUCUGGAUCAAAGUGGUUCUUUUCCUCCCACUGACCUGGAACCAAGUCUCUGCAGAACCGGAAGCAGAGAAAAGAAACAAUCAGACUUUCUUUUUAAUCAACUUGAGACCCUGACUCCAAGGACAGAGACACAGUGAAAUAAAGUAUUUUGACGGCCAUUCCUCACUCGGAGGGCGAACGUUGUGGAGCUUCUUGCCUGGAGACUUGGAGCCUUUGGUGGUGCUUGCUCAGGCCUUGGACUGAAAGCAUGAGUGAAUUCUGGUUGUGCUUCAACUGCUGCAUUGCAGAGCAGCCUCAGCCUAAAAGGCGACGACGGAUUGACCGAAGUAUGAUUGGAGAGCCAACCAACUUUGUGCACACAGCUCAUGUAGGAUCCGGAGACCUGUUUAGUGGGAUGAACUCAGUCAGCUCCAUUCAGAAUCAGAUGCAAUCCAAGGGAGGCUAUGGAGGCGGCAUGCCUGCCAGCGUGCAGAUGCAGCUUGUGGACACGAAGGCAGGAUAGCCCUGGUCCCAUCACCCGUCAGAAUUUCUGUAUUUUUUCUGUCCACAGUUCUAUUUUUGUCUUGUGAUUGGAUUUCCUUUAUUUUAAUUAUUAAAAAGAAGCGUGGCGGCAACCUGUUCACCCCUGUGAUCUCCAGCAAGACGUUCCUGCUCUGAGGAAGGCAGCAUCAGCGGCCUGCAUGCCUGGACUCUGACAGAGUUCUUUGGAUCGUAGCUGAAUUUUCAAUGUUUAAUCGACAUGGAUCGGAUCUUAGCAUGGUCUUUUUGUGACUGCUAGCACUGUUUUAUCAUUUUCCCAUUUUAAACCUUUUCAUUGCGCCUCCAGCCCCUCCGCCUUAUGUUCCCCUGGUGAGCAGAGGCCUGCAGCUGCCACCACUCUUUAUGGAUAUUUUGAAGGUGUGAGGCCCACAAGCACAGUAGUCCUUUUCGUCUGUUGGAGACUUGAGCCCGUAUCCGCACACUCUGUGGUGCUGCUCAGAGGGGACCCACAGGAUGCCAGACUGGCCUGAGCGGCCUGAGGGUGCUCUUUAUAGAUAAUCACCCCUGGGCUCUGGUCUCGUUAGAGCAGCGAUAGAAGCCUGUGUUCCAAAGGCAGUCGAGUGGCUGUAAAUGUUCGGUGUAUUUAUUUGGUGUGUAAGGACCUGUGAUUGUGAACAGAUAGUUGUGUAUCUGAGUGUUGUGGUGAAGCCCAUCCAGUUUCCUGGCAUCUUUGUCCUGUUAGCUCUUCACUCUGUGUGUACUGUCUUUUUCUGUUAAAAUUCUGGCCUCUGCUACCAGCUCUGACUUGCAGAGCCCUUGGCCUUCCAGUGUUCCACUUACUAGGGAGGCAAUGGCAGCCUCCAACAGCAACCUGCUGCCUGGCUGAUUCACUGACAGUGAGCAGCCCUCACAGUGACUUUCUGUGGUUCGCAGGAGGCCUUUGCUCAGGUCCUGUUCUGUCCCUCUUCCCAGUUAGGUGUAGUUAGCUGGGCCCUGUGGCCCAUGUUCCUGUCUAACUGCCUUUGAUAGCUGAGCAUGCAUUCGGAAGAUGAGCAUAACUGAAAUCACAGUGCUGAAGGCAGUUAGGUCCUUGUCUAGAGAAACUGUCAUCAUUUCUGCCUUCUGCCUUCGUCUGUCCCGUUCUGAGAAUGCUGCCUGAGGAGCCAGGAGACCAGUGCAAGCAAAACCAACACAUUUCUCCUGCAUUUCUUCUCAAGUUAACUUACAGUAGGGUGGGACACUGGAUGACCUGAUCCUUUGAUUUUCUAUUCUUACCAUUCAUAGGUGUCAGUCCCCAGCACAGAGAGAACCUGUCAAGGAGAAACAUUUAGUUCACUGUUGUCUUUAACUCACCUCGUGGACACUGCACUCUUGAGUUUGUCAUUUUGCUUAGGCAGGGUGAAGCUCCUGCUAGGGCACUGCUGUGUGCAAACUUUCUGUAGGACAGACAGGGAUUUCCUGGCAUCUUCAGCACUGACGGAUGGGGACAGCACAGGGAGCCAUUGUCCCCUCCCCCAUCAUUCUGCUGCUCCAAGGCCAGUCGUUAAUAAGCCAAAGGCUGCGGAGCCUGUGCUGGUCCUGCAGCUGUCUCAGACCUCUUCUCACCACAGUGACACUGUACACAGCGCACCAGCCAGGUGCCCUGGAAGGUUCCAGUAAAGUCAAGAGAAUGUACAUGGUAACUAACCUCGUACAUGAUGGUUUUCUAUGGAGGCUUAAGGAUGCAGGGAGGCCACCUUCGCACCUCCCUACCUGGGAUUGUAAACCUUGGGAACUCAUUUGUUCCCUCAUAGUAACACAUCUCAUUUUUAAAUUGGAGCUAAUAGGAUUUUGUACCCAGAAUUUAUUAUAUUGUUAAUACUUUUCUGAAAUACAUGGUAACAACUUGUAAGCACCACGUGGAUUCUGGUAGCAACAACGUGCUGGGCGUGGCUUCUCCAGUGGGCCUGGGGAGUUUUGUCCGUUGGCUUCCCCGUGGGUGGUGUAGAGCGGCCUCCAUGUGCUCAGUGACUUCUGCUCAGCACCGGGAGAGAAGAUGGACGUAUUUUUAUAAUAGAAGCAUACUUUUUUUGUACAUUGUGUUCAUUCUUGAAUAAAGUGAGCUCACUGUUGGCUUGUAGAUAUUAAAAAGAAAGUAUUGAUUUUGAUUCAAUAAAUGUUUUCUUUUAGUCUUGG